Messenger RNA from Linnemannia hyalina, 699 nucleotides. The record is from the annotation of a GenBank genome assembly. NCBI's taxonomy places the organism in Eukaryota, Fungi, Mortierellomycota, Mortierellomycetes, Mortierellales, Mortierellaceae.
AUGAGUGAACCAGAAUCAACGGCCAACACACCGUCAGCCAUGGUCACAGAUUCGCCACUACAAACCGAGGAUGAAUACGAACAGCUGAAGCGAUUCCAGGUCGAGCUCGAGUUUGUCCAGUGCCUGUCCAACCCAUGGUACCUCCACCACCUUGCGCAACAACAAUACUUCAACCAGGACGCGUUCGUCCGCUACCUGGACUAUCUUCAAUACUUUCGGAAACCAGAAUACGCUAAAUUCAUCAUUUACCCACACUGUCUUCACUUCCUGACGCUGCUGCAACACAAAUCCUUCCGGGACCAACUCGCCAAACAGGAUACUGCGACCUUUGUCCACGAACGUCAGUACUACCACUGGCAGUUUCUCAGGAACCAGGAUAUGGUCGUUCGGAUGGAGAUCAUGCCUGAUGGCACAAUGGCCGAGAUAAAGACUGAACCUCGCCUUCCUCUUCCUGGCGAAGCUUCAGACGCUGCUGCAGUAGUGGCAGCAGCGGAUGGUGCAGCAGGAGCAGGAACAGGAGUAAUGGCAGGAGAGGUUGGAUCGGGAACAGGAAAUACACCGUUGAUGGCCAUGGAUGCAGAUAUCCCAGGGGUAGCAACGACAGGAGCACCAGUAACAGGGCAACCGGGAGCAUCGCCCUUUGCAGGAGGAGUAGGAUUCAUCAAUGGCCCUAACGGAUCUCAUUUCCCGCGGCCAUGA